AUGGACUCAGUAAAUGUCUCCUUGGUGACUGAAUUCAUCCUGGUAGGAUUAACAGACCAGCCUGAACUCCAAAUGCCCUUGUUCUUUGUGUUUCUGACAAUGUAUGUGGUCACUGCAUUGGGAAAUUUGUGUUUGAUCAUUCUAACUGUGGUGAAUUCUAACCUCCACACUCCUAUGUAUUUCUUUCUCUUUAACUUGUCCUUUGUAGACCUUUUUUAUUGUUCUGUGUUUACUCUCCAAAUGCUGAUGAACUUUAUAUUAAGGAAGAAAGUAAUUUCUUAUAUGGAAUGUAUGACCCAAGUUUUCUUCUUUUCCUUCUUUGUUGUUUCUGAGUGUUAUGUGUUGACUUCAAUGGCCUAUGAUUGCUACAUGGCCAUAUGUAAUCCACUGUUGUAUAAUGUUGUUAUGUCUCCUAAAUUAUGUUUGAAUCUCAUGCUUGGUUGCUACUUUAUUGCAUUUUCCAAUGCUGUAGCUCACACUGUAUGCAUGCUGAGACUGACCUUCUGUGAUGGCAACACCAUCAACCACUACUUCUGUGAUAUUCCUCCUUUGCUCCAGCUCUCCUGCACAAGCACCUAUGUCAACAAACUCGUAAUUUUUGUUCUUGGGGGCAUCAGCAUCAUUGUUCCUAAUUCAACUAUCUUUGUCUCCUAUGGUUUUAUCCUUUCCAGCAUCUUCCACAUCAGUUCCUCUGAGGGCAGGUCCAAAGCCUUUAGCACCUGCAGCUCCCAUGUCUUUGCUGUUUUUCUGUUCUUUGGUUCAGGUGCAUUUGUGUAUUUCAAACCCUCCUCAGCUGGGUCUAUGAAUGAAGCAAAAAUCUCUUCUGUCACUUACACGAAUGUUGUUCCUAUGUUGAAUCCCUUAGUAUACAGCUUGAGAAACAAAGAUAUUAAAUUUGCCCUUAGGAAAACCCUGAGCAGCUGGAAAUUUUGA
Messenger RNA from Cricetulus griseus (Chinese hamster), 933 nucleotides. The record is from RefSeq and is a predicted model, not a curated record. NCBI's taxonomy places the organism in Eukaryota, Metazoa, Chordata, Mammalia, Rodentia, Cricetidae.